AUGGAGGAGAUACAGAAGAGUUCAAGAAACAAACCAAGGCGAAGAGAUGGGCCCAAGUUCCAUGGUAAUAAAUCGAAGAAUGCAGCAACAAACUCCAUAGAGAACUCUAAUAAACUAGGUGGUAAAAGUGUCUCUAACAGAGGAAAAGAACUAACACCUGGCCAAGAAAGUGGCUCAGAGACCAAUGAAGGUUCUAAGAAAACCAAUUCUAGAAGACCCGCCAACAGGAAUAAGAGGAAUAAGAGGAAAAGAGAUCGCAAUAGAAAUUCAGAAAAUGACGAGUUCAAGUUAGUUAUGCGGUUGCUUCCGCCAAAUAUAACCGAGCAAAGUUUUAAAAAAACGAUUGAGGCUGUAUUGGGUGAAGAUAUGUUUGCAAAGUGGAAAAUUACUGAUUUUUACUAUGUCAAAGGGCACUAUUCCAGCAAACUUUUUACGCCACCAACUUAUUCCAGAGCUUACCUAACCUUUCAGACGAUGGAAAAUCUUAACGACUUCUCUCAGAAAUGCCAUAAGAUUAGUUUUGUUGAUGACAGGGACAAUGCUACCACAGCAAAAUUUAAGAUAUCAUUUUACGUCAAGAAAUUGAACAAUAAUCAGCAUAACCCUAAACUUAAUAUGGAAGGAACGCUAGAGAACGAUGAAUUGUUCAAAAAUUUUAUGAAAUCAAUGAAAUUAAUGGAGGAUAAAGAGCAUCCUGAAUUUGCAUUCAAUACUUUCAGUAUUCUCAAACCGAUCGAAAAGGAAUUUGCUAAGCAGAAAAUGGCUGAAAAAUUGAUUGAGAAAAAGACUGAAGCUGCGUUAUUUUACUUAGCUGGUAGUAACGAGAAGGAGAAGAGGAAGAAGAAGAAAUCUAAGAAGAAAACGGCUGAAGGUGAUAGACCAAAGAAAUCAAAGAAAAGAAGUAGACAAAAGAAGAGGAAAGCUUUUGCAGAAGAUGUUCAGGCUUCAGUUCCAAAAAAUAACAACAUAGUCAUUCUAGAAGCUGCAGGAAAGAAAGAACUACAGAAAAGGAAGAGGCUACAAUUACAAAAAGAAGUCACAUCUAAUAAAGUUCAUGAAAGCAAAGGUCCUUCCAAGACAAAUUCAAAACCCAAAUCUUCACUGAGAAGUUACAAUGCAAAUGAAUCGAUGUCAAAAAAUCCUGGAAAAAGGGCUGAACCUGUGAAAGUUCUGAGAAGAGAAACCAGCUGA
Messenger RNA from Kazachstania africana CBS 2517, 1191 nucleotides. RefSeq names its product Upf3p (gene UPF3). Lineage: Eukaryota; Fungi; Ascomycota; Saccharomycetes; Saccharomycetales; Saccharomycetaceae. Gene Ontology annotation, cellular component: nucleolus; cytoplasm. Gene Ontology annotation, molecular function: mRNA binding. The transcript has a single exon. Gene Ontology annotation, biological process: nuclear-transcribed mRNA catabolic process, nonsense-mediated decay; positive regulation of translation. The coding region runs from base 1 to 1191 and encodes 396 amino acids. The record is from RefSeq and is a predicted model, not a curated record.